UGUAGUGCUUAAAAAUUACCAGCAUAUCCUGACCUUGGCAUUUGCAGUAAAGGAGAUCAACAAAACCCCUCAGAUCUUACCCAAUCUCACCGUGGGUUUCCGCAUUUAUGACAGCUAUUUCAAUGCACAGCGGACAUAUCAUGCCACCAUGCUUCUUAUAUCAUCUUUUGAGAGAUUUGUCCCCAACUAUUCAUGUGAUACUCAGAAUAACAUUAUAGCAGUCAUUGGCGGUCUUGAUGCCGAAACCUCCCUUCAUGUUGCAACUCUUUUAGAUACUUACAAAAUUCCUCAGCUAAUUUAUAGUCCUGCUCCUGAAAGAAAUAAUGAAGCCCAAGGCCUUUCUUACUACCAGAUGAUUCCCAGGGAAGACCUUCAGUAUGAGGGGAUUCUCGCUUUGCUUCUGUUUUUCAGAUGGACAUGGGUUGGAGUCAUUGUGAUGGAUAAUGACAAUGGAGAAAGAGUCCUACAAACAAUUGUUCCACUGUAUUCCCAAAGUGGUGUUUGUUUUGGCCUCAUUGAAAGAAUCCCUACACUAAGAUAUGUUACUGCAUUUGAUAAAAUGAUGGCACAAGGAGAAAAGAUACGCCACAAACUAGUGCAGACAAAAGCAAAUGCCAUUGUGGCCUAUGGAGAAUCUUAUUCUAUGGCAUAUUUUAGAUGGCUUACAAUUUUAAUGGAGAACCAAACACUACAAGGAAAAGUAUGGAUAAUGACAGUUCAGGUAGAACAAAUUUCAUUCAUCUAUCAAAAGGACUGGAAUGCAGAAUUGUUCCAUGGUUCCUUAGCUUUCACAAUUCAUGUCAAUUACAUACCAGGAUUUCAUCAAUUUCUUGAGAGUCAAAAUCCUUUUCAUGUACCUGAAGAUGAUUUCAUAAAGACCUUCUGGGAAGUUGCCUUCAACUGUAGGCUCCCAAAUACAGAUGAAGGUGAUGAGGGGAAGAACAUUUGUUCAGGGAAGAAGAAGCUGGAGAGCCUUCCUGCCUCACUGUUUGAAAUGAGCAUGACCGGCCAUAGUUACAGCAUCUACAAUGCCGUCUAUGCUGUAGCUCAUGCUCUGCAAGACAGGUCCUUAUUCAGACCCAAAGACAACAUAACGGUGGGCAAAGGAAAAUGGAAGGGACAACAUCAAGAGUUUUGGCAGGUACAUCCUGUCUCUCUCUGCAGUGAGAGUUGCACUCCAGGUUCCAGGAAGAAAUUGAGGGAGGGCCAGCCAUUUUGUUGCUAUGAUUGCAUCCCAUGUCCUCAAGGGAAGAUUUCAAGCAAAAAGGAUAUGAAUGACUGUUAUAAAUGUGCAGAUGAAAACUAUCCAAGCAAGACCCAGGAUUUCUGCAUUCCAAAAACUGUAGCCUUCCUUUCUUACGAAGAACCUUUGGGUCUUUGUUUAGGGUUCUUUGCUGUUUCCUUUGCUCUGAUUACAGCCUCCACGCAUGGAAUAUUUUUGAAGCACCACAAGACUCCCAUUGUCAUAGCCAACAACAGGGACCUCACCUACGCUCUCCUCAUCUCCCUCCUGUUCUGCUUUCUAUCCGCUUUGCUUUUUAUUGACCAGCCUGGGAAGGUCUCGUGUCUCCUCUGUCAAGCCACUUUUGGUAUAAUCUUCUCAGUGGCUGUUUCUUGUGUGCUGGCAAAAACCAUCGUCGUCAAUCUGGCUUUCCUGGCCACCAAACCAGGAUCCGUAUUGAGAAAAUGGGUGGGGAAAAGACUUGCCAAUUUCAUUGUUCUUUUCUGCUCCCUUAUUCAGAUAGGUAUUUGCACUUUGUGGCUGUCAACCUCUCCCCCCUUCCCAGAUGUUGACAUGCACUCAAUGGAGGAUCAAAUUGUUCUGGAAUGUAAUCAAGGUUCUGUGACUAUGUUUUAUUGUGUGCUGAGCUAUCUGGGCUUUUUGGCCAUGGUGAGUUUCACCAUGGCCUUUUUUGCCAGGAAGUUACCAGACACUUUUAAUGAAGCCAAGUUUAUCACAUUCAGUAUGUUGGGUCAGCUUGUGAACUAG
This is a messenger RNA of Python bivittatus (Burmese python), 1990 nucleotides long. Its product is annotated as vomeronasal type-2 receptor 26-like. Gene Ontology annotation, molecular function: G protein-coupled receptor activity. The record is from RefSeq and is a predicted model, not a curated record. Lineage: Eukaryota; Metazoa; Chordata; Lepidosauria; Squamata; Pythonidae. Gene Ontology annotation, biological process: G protein-coupled receptor signaling pathway. Gene Ontology annotation, cellular component: plasma membrane.